CCCUCCCCGCGCGAGCUCCACCCAGGUCGCAGGCAGCGCGGUCGGCGGCGCCUAUUUCCCGCCAUUGUGCGAAGUGGAGGCUGGGGGCUCCGCACGCGGCGCCUGCCAGUAGCCGGCAGCUCCUCGGCUGCUGCUGCCACAGCCGCUGUUCUCUGAGGCGCCGGGAGGCCGAGCGGCCGGUGCCGCGAGGCUCACCCUGCGUGGGAGGGCGCGGGCGAGGAGCGGCCGAGCCCCCGAGGAGGAGCCGCGGCGCGGGACGCCGGGCCGCGCCGGCUCCGGCCCGUCGGCGAGAUGCCCUGUGGGGAGGAUUGGCUCAGCCACCCGCUGGGGAUCGUGCAGGGCUUCUUCGCUCAAAAUGGAGUUAAUCCUGACUGGGAGAAGAAAGUAAUUGAAUAUUUUAAGGAAAAGCUGAAGGAAAAUAAUGCUCCUAAAUGGGUACCAUCAUUGAAUGAAGUUCCCCUUCAUUAUUUGAAACCUAAUAGUUUUGUGAAGUUUCGUUGCAUGAUUCAGGAUAUGUUUGACCCUGAAUUUUACAUGGGAGUGUAUGAAACUGUUAACCGAAACACAAAAGCACGUGUUCUUCAUUUUGGAAAAUAUAGAGAUGUAGCAGAGUGUGGGCCUCAGCAAGAAGUGGAUUUAAACUCUCCACGAACUACCACUUUGGAAAGGCAGACUUUCUACUGUGUUCCAGUGCCUGGAGAAUCUACGUGGGUAAAAGAAGCCUAUGUUAAUGCAAACCAAGCUCGAGUCAGCCCUUCAACAUCCUACACUCCUAGUCGUCACAAGAGGAGUUACGAAGAUGAUGAAGAUAUGGACCUACAGCCCAAUAAACAGAAAGACCAGCAUACGGGUGCCAGACAAGCAGGGAGCGUUGGUGGUCUUCAGUGGUGUGGAGAGCCAAAACGUUUAGAAACUGAAGCUUCUUCUGGACAACAGCCGAACUCCCUGAACCUCUCUUCUCCUUUUGAUCUGAAUUUUCCACUGCCAGGAGAGAAAGGUCCUGCAUGUCUCGUGAAGGUCUAUGAAGACUGGGAUUGUUUUAAAGUGAAUGAUGUUCUUGAAUUGUAUGGCAUACUGUCUGUGGAUCCUGUGCUCAGCGUACUGAAUAAUGAUGAAAGGGAUGCCUCUUCGUUGCUGGACCCGAUGGAGUGUGCAGACACAGCUGAAGAGCAGAGGGUGCACAGUCCUCCCGCCUCCUUAGUGCCAAGGAUCCAUGUGGUUUUAGCCCAGAAGUUGCAGCACAUCAACCCCUUACUGCCUGCCUGCCUCAGCAAGGAGGAGAGCAAAACCUUUGUUUCCAGUUUCAUGUCUGAAUUGUCUCCAGUCAGAGCAGAACUGCUUGGGUUCCUCACUCAUGCCCUUUUGGGAGACAGUUUGGCUGCUGAAUACCUUAUAUUACAUCUCAUCUCUACUGUGUAUACAAGAAGAGAUGUUCUUCCCCUAGGAAAAUUUACGGUUAACUUGAGUGGUUGUCCGCGGAAUAGUACCUUCACAGAACACUUGUAUCGAAUUAUUCAACAUCUGGUUCCAGCAUCUUUUCGUCUGCAGAUGACUAUAGAGAACAUGAACCACUUGAAAUUCAUUCCCCACAAAGACUACACAGCCAAUCGCUUGGUCAGCGGGCUUCUCCAGCUGCCCAGCAACACGUCUCUGGUAAUUGACGAAACCCUCCUGGAACAGGGGCAGCUCGACACGCCAGGUGUUCAUAAUGUGACUGCCCUGAGCAACCUAAUAACUUGGCAGAAGGUGGAUUAUGACUUCAGCUACCACCAGAUGGAAUUCCCCUGCAACAUUAAUGUUUUUAUUACUUCAGAAGGGAGAUCACUCCUGCCGGCAGAUUGCCAGGUCCACUUACAGCCUCAGCUGAUCCCACCAAACAUGGAGGAGUACAUGAACAGCCUCCUCUCGGCCGUGCUGCCCUCCGUGCUGAAUAAAUUCCGCAUUUAUCUGACCCUUUUGAGGUUUCUGGAUUACAGCAUAUCUGAUGAAAUAACCAAGGCAGUCGAAGACGACUUUGUGGAAAUGCGCAAGAACGAUCCUCAGAGCAUCACCGCUGACGACCUCCACCAGUUGCUCAUCGUAGCUCGGUUUCUGUCUCUCAGUGCUGGUCAGACAACGCUUUCAAGAGAACGAUGGCUAAGAGCAAAGCAGCUAGAAUCUUCAAGAAGAGCCAGGCUUCAGCAGCAGAAAUGUGUAAAUGGAAAUGAACUUUAAAGAUCUGAUGCUUAUGAAAGAGUAAUGGGCAGGUUGUAGCCACAUUAUUGUAAAAUUCUAAUAACAUUUAUACCACAUUAUUUUGUAGAUAAUUUGUAUCAAAAAUCAAUGACUUUUCCUGAAAUCACGCCUGGUAACAUCUGAAGUUUAUAUAACAUUCAGUAAGGGCUUUUACCUUACUGAUUUUAUGGAGCUUUUGAAGUUUGUUUUAUAAUUAUAUAAAUUAGUAAUGGUGUACAAAAAUGUAUUUGAUAUUAAAAGUUUAAUAUUGAUAAUGUUGCCGAUUAUACCAUUUCCUGAGCUUCAGCUAAGUCAUAGGCCAGACUUUGUUGAAAUGUUAACGUCAGCUUCAUUUGAAGAAAACUGUUGCAAUUCCAAAGUCAAAGGAAUUGUUGGCUUCAGAUUUUUAUGUCUUUCCAGUGAACAGUGGGUCUGAAUGUGUCCAGUGGUCCACGUUUGGGGAAUGGAGCACACUUGCCCUUAAUUCGCAUAAUUUUGUGAAAUUCUCUAGUAUCAUUUCCCAAACAUCUGACCACGGCUUUUUUCCAUUUAACAGUUUCUAACAACAUGCAAAACUAGUCUUUUACAUGGCAGUGGUUCCCAGACUUUUGGGUUUCAUGGACCAGCAAUAGUUGCAAAAAUUGUGGGGAUUUGACAGGUUUGCCAACUUAUUUUGCCAAGUAAUCUGAAAUCGAUCACUGUAUUAUCACUUUUUUUUUUUUUCCCUUAAAAAGACAAUCUCAGACCAAGAGAGAGUUCUCUAAGUGGAAUAAAUGUAGCUUUUUGAAAAAAACACUACAUUGUCCUUAUUUUUCUCAUUUCACCCCGGUGCAUAUGUAUGGGAACCACUGUUUUAUGGGACUCAUUUAAGGGAAUGCUGCCUGCACUAUGCAGUUGUUUUGCCCAAAUAGUUACCUUUUAAAAAAUGCCUUCUUUAGGAAAAAAAUUGGUUUUUAAUUUUCCUAAUAUCAUUUAGUUACUUUGAUUACAUUGGAUUUUGAACUUUUAUGUUUAUCAGUUUGCUCCAGAUGUGUUAGAACAACUAACAUCUGCUAGUCCAGGAAUAAAAGUAGGUAGGUUUCCCCCAACCAGUUUGUUUUAACAUAAGUUUUUAAAGGAACAAAACUAUUACCCAUAGCUAGAAAGCAAAGUAAUAGAGUAGAGUGGUGUAAUGGUGACAUCAAGAAUCUUUAGAGAGGUUAGAACAUUACUUUUUUAAGCUAUCACUGGUUAUAUAUAAGGUUUAGGUUUUUUUCAGUCAGUAACUUAGUUGGAAGCAUUAGCAUUUGGUUAAAUGAUUACUUAAAUCCUGCACAUGAGCGCUUGCACACACACACCCUGCCCCUGGGCCCAAAUUAACAUUGCUAACCAAGAAAAGAGAAUCAGCCUGCCUUGAAAAUGGAGGAAUUUAUUAUGCCUGAACUGAAGUGAAAAUUACUAGUUUACCUUUUCUUAAACUCAGAUCUAUUUUUAUAAACUAAUGUAAAUAAUCUGUUUAUAUUUAGAAUUCUAACUGGCUUUCAUUUUUUAUAAUUGGUAGAUUAGACCUUCCUUAAACUUUUAGAACUAAAACAAAGGCGCACCUGGAUUUGUGAGAAUUAAAGUCAACAGAGUAGAUUAGUUACUGUGUUUAUUGUGCCAAUGUGAACUGUAAUUUACCAAAGAGAAGUACAUAAUUUGCUUGGUCUUACAGAAAAGUUCCCUUGAAAAGGAAAACCUUUCAAAUAAAUAAAACUUCCAAAUUACUAGUACUCUGGGCUGUUUUUCAUGAAUUGCAAGACUUACCCCAUGGGAUCUUCUGGGUGGAAAAAGAUCUUGUAUCCUCUUGGUGGACAACCAUUAUUAUGGGAGGUGGUACCGGGGGGUCCUCCCUCUGAAGUCUCACUCAGGUAGGAGGAGAUUGGUACUCUGGGCUUCAGAAACUUUUCUCCACAGACAAUGAAAAGUAUGUUGAUCUAAUGCAGUGUUAAUCCUAUUUGAGUCACCAGGAAACUGAACAGACACCUGUAUUAUUCUUACUGGAAUUAGAACAUCAAUCAGCUUAAUUUUAGUUUUCAAAAAUCUCUUUGGGACUAAUUUCUUUGCAACUUGAAACAUUUUUAUCACAGGACCUUUUUCUCUCAUGUUGUCAGACACCUAAUAGUUUCAAGAAAAGGUGGUGAGAGAAUAAAGCAUUCAGUUUCAAUGUUUGGUUCUUAAAAUCUGAUGGUUUGUGACCCAUUGCAUUAUUUACUUUUAAAGUCACAAAAACAAAAGAGUAAAGUAUUUAGAAAGGCUGGGAAUGUUCAGUUACAGCAAACUUACCUUGCUUCUGAAAUCUUUAGUCUGAUUUAAAGAUUCAUGCCCUUAUCUUUAAAAUGUCAUUCAAAAAUUCUCAUACACAUUGUCACCUUAAAUUAUAUUUUAUUUUAAAUAGUCACAAGAUUUGACACUUCAAAAAAAAGAUAACACUAAUAAAUAACAAAAGUGGAAAUAUUUAUCAAAGUUACAACACACAUAAUGUCUAGCUGAGAAUCACUUCAACAGAGUAAGCCUCUAAAGAUACCAGACAAACCAAUACUUGUUUGGAAUAAAGUGUGCAACUUUCUUAUCAUGUGGGCUUACAGACGAGGCCCUGGUUCCAUGUGGUCAAGGUUACAGUCAUAAAACCAGUUUUAGCAAAAUCAUGCUUCUGACUAAAUUUUCAGUAGUUGUGACAGUCUAUUACAAGAUGUUAUGGACUGCUCCCUGCAAAAAAUUACAAUUUGAAGACUUUGCGCAAGCAUUCCAGUAUCUAGUAAGGGUACAUUCUUAACAUUUCCGAAAAUAGAGCAAAAUUAAAUUUCAUAGGUACUGGUAUUUGUAUUGGCUAGCUCAGGUUUUAUGACUGACAAGUCUUAAUGUUCCUAGACUUUUGAGUAUACAAGGUGUCAGUGUUUUUAAGUCAAAUAUGGGGAAAAUUAGGAUCAAACUGUCAUAAUUUUUGACUCAACUAACUCUUAAUAGGGAAUGGUUAAGCCAUCAACUAAAUCAAUAGUUUUUAUACUAAAAUACUUCUCCAAACUAGUAACACUUUUAAAGUCACUAAAAACUAAGUACUUUGUAGAGUUAACACACAGAAAUGAACUGACAAACAGAA
Molecule: messenger RNA, 5332 nt
Organism: Sus scrofa (pig)
Lineage: Eukaryota; Metazoa; Chordata; Mammalia; Artiodactyla; Suidae
Gene: MCMBP
Product: minichromosome maintenance complex binding protein
Biological process (GO): DNA-templated DNA replication
Molecular function (GO): chromatin binding
Source: RefSeq, a predicted model, not a curated record